Molecule: messenger RNA, 1933 nt
Organism: Plutella xylostella (diamondback moth)
Lineage: Eukaryota; Metazoa; Arthropoda; Insecta; Lepidoptera; Plutellidae
Gene: orb2
Product: cytoplasmic polyadenylation element-binding protein orb2
Biological process (GO): negative regulation of cytoplasmic translation
Cellular component (GO): neuron projection; cytoplasm; nucleus
Molecular function (GO): translation factor activity, RNA binding; mRNA 3'-UTR binding; ribosome binding
Source: RefSeq, a predicted model, not a curated record
GCAGAACCUCAGUAGCCGCUCGGCCUCCGUCGAGUCCGGUCGUUAGAUGGGGGAGCUCCAAUACCCUGGCGCCCCUAGUGUGGCCGACGACGAACGGCAAUACAGAGCCCCUUUCCGUAGGGCUCCGCAGUAUAGGUGGCCGGCGCCACAGCAGCCGCAGCCCUCGGCAUUUGCCCCAUGGAGGAGAGCCCCGGCACCGCCGCGGCCGCCAGACUACCGUCGCACGCACUCCUACCCUGGCAAGCCGGAGGAACACUACCAGGAACGUUCAGGCCUAGACAACAUGCGGUCCCUCGAGCACUACCUCACAGAUAUCAUGCGAGCGGACACGUCGGACCACAUGAAAGGCAAGUCCCCAUUCUUCCCGGGCGUGGAGGAGGCGGCGGUGGCGGCGGCGGGCGCGGGCUCGCCCCCCGGCCCCGACCAGACGCAGGACGUGGUCAACAGGCUGAGUGCUGCAGGUCUGUCGCUGUGCGUGUCAGCGCUGGGGUCGCCGGCGCGCUCGUCCCCGGUGUCUGCUGGCUCCGAGCACGGCGAACGCUUCAGCCGGAAGGUGUUUGUUGGCGGGCUGCCACCGGACAUUGAUGAGGACGAGAUUACGUCCUCGUUCCGGCGGUUCGGGCCGCUGGUGGUGGACUGGCCCCAUAAAGCUGAGAGCAAGAGUUAUUUUCCGCCCAAGGGUUACGCGUUUUUACUGUUUCAAGACGAGAGUUCAGUAGCCGCGCUCAUGGAGGCGUGCAUCACGGACGACGACAAGCUCUACCUCUGCGUGUCGUCACCGACCAUCCGCGACAAGCCGGUGCAGAUCCGGCCGUGGCGGCUGGCUGAUGCAGACUUUGUGCUAGACGCUAGCAUGCCUCUGGACCCGCGCAAGACUGUGUUUGUGGGCGGCGUACCACGUCCGCUGAAAGCUGUGGAGCUGGCGAUGAUAAUGGACCGGCUGUACGGCGGCGUGUGCUACGCCGGCAUCGACACCGACCCCGAGCUCAAGUACCCUAAAGGCGCGGGGCGGGUGGCGUUCUCGAACCAGCAGUCGUACAUCGCGGCCAUCUCGGCGCGCUUCGUGCAGUUGCAGCACGGCGACAUCGACAAGCGGGUCGAGGUGAAGCCGUACGUCCUCGACGACCAGAUGUGCGACGAGUGCGCGGGCGCGCGCUGCGGCUCCAAGUUCGCGCCCUUCUUCUGCGCCAACGUGACCUGCCUACAGUAUUACUGCGAGCACUGCUGGGCGACGAUCCACUCGCGUCCGGGGCGCGAGUUCCACAAGCCGCUGGUGAAGGAGGGCGCCGACCGCCCGCGCGCCGUGCCGUUCCGCUGGUGCUAGACGUGACGGAAGCGUGUCGGAAGCGCGUCGGAAGCGUGUCGGAUGCGUGUCGGAUGCGUGUCGGAUGCGUGUCGGAUACGUGUCGGAAGCGCGUCGGAUGCGUGUCGGAAGCGUGUCGGAUGCGUGUCGGAUACGUUACGGAUGAAGAGUGGCAGAGUUGAUGCGUGGUGAGAUUCUGUAUCGUCGUGUUACUGUAGCGAGAAUUGUCGUCGUACGUCUAGAUUAAUUACUAUCGGAGUGGUUUUGUGUAUAAGCUACUCCUUUCGCAAAUGACUGUUUUUGAAGCAGUAACGUGUGAUUUGACCUUUAGUAACGAUGCAGCAACUUUGUCACUUUGUAAAGCGUUACGUUGCGAUUCCGUUGCGCCUCUAAGUUAUUGUUUUAUUUUAUGUCUUAAAGUAAUUGGAUAGAUGGAGAUGUUUACGACAUGUGUAGAAACCUUCACCUGUCUACAGUUGCGAGCUGAAGUCCUGGCAACACUGCCGUUGCGGUAACGUUGUAGCAACGUAUCGUAUGUUACCGUUACUGAUGCUGCGGUACCAUAAAAUUUUGUUGCAGUAACGUAAUAUUACGGAUGCAAUAACGAAACUUUACCGUUGCCAUUGCAAU